Panicum hallii is the source of this 1367-nucleotide messenger RNA. RefSeq names its product peroxidase 47-like. The record is from RefSeq and is a predicted model, not a curated record. The transcript is spliced from 2 exons. The coding region runs from base 83 to 1048 and encodes 321 amino acids. NCBI's taxonomy places the organism in Eukaryota, Viridiplantae, Streptophyta, Magnoliopsida, Poales, Poaceae. Gene Ontology annotation, molecular function: heme binding; peroxidase activity. Gene Ontology annotation, biological process: response to oxidative stress; hydrogen peroxide catabolic process.
CACUCGCUCAUCUUCUUCUUCUUCCUCUGGUCGCUCGAUAUCGAGGUGGGCCGAGGAACAGUUAGCACACCUCUAGCUGAAGAUGAGCCGCGCCCAGAUGAUGAAGAGCUUUGUCAGGCUCCUGAUCCUCGUGCAGGUGGCCGCCGCCCUGGCCGGUCCCGUCGCCGCCGAGCUCAGCAUGGACUACUACGGCAUGACCUGCCCGUUCGCGGAGUACAUCGUCCGCAACGUCGUCGGCGAGGCCCUCAUGAAGGACCCCACCCUCGCCGCCAGCCUCCUCAGGCUGCACUUCCACGACUGCUUCGUGCAGGGCUGCGACGCGUCGGUCCUGCUGAACUCGACGGACGGCAACACGGCGGAGAAGGACGCGCAGGCGAACAAGAGCCUGCGCGGCUUCGAGGUGAUCGACAGCAUCAAGGAGGCCCUGGAGGCGCAGUGCCCCGGCGUCGUCUCCUGCGCCGACGUCCUGGCGCUGGCCGCCCGCGACUCCGUGUUCAUGGCGCGCGGGCCCUACUACCCCGUGCCCCUGGGCCGCCGCGACGGGACCCGCUCCGUGGACUCCGACACCUUCCUGGCGCUCCCGCCCCCGAUCAAGAACGUGACGGUCCUCAUCGAGAUCUUCGACAAGGUCGGGCUCGACGUCCACGACAUGGUGGCGCUCUCCGGCGGCCACACGCUGGGCAUCGCGCACUGCGCCAGCUUCAAGGCCCGGCUGCAGGCCGAGACGGAGACGCUGGACGGGUCGCUGGCCAAGUCGCUGGGCUCCGUCUGCAAGGGCGGCGACUCGGGCACGGCGCCGUUCGACCGGACGAGCACCCGCUUCGACGGCGUCUACUACCGGGAGCUGACCUCGCGGCGGGGGCUCCUGAGCUCGGACCAGACGCUGUUCGAGUCGCCGGAGACGAAGGAGAUCGUCAGCACGUUCGCCAUGAACCCGGACUACUUCUUCUACUCGUUCAUGCAGGGGAUGCAAAAGAUGGGGCAGAUCAACCUCAAGGAAGGCGACGAGGGCGAGAUCAGGAAGACAUGCUGGGUCAUCAACUCCUAAUCAAUCGAUCGAACUCCCAAGUUUUACUUUACAUACAUGCAUGCAGCUAUGUACUGUCGGUCGGUCUAGAUCUCUUUGUCAGCAAGUGUGUGUGAAAUCAUGUGCUUUUAUGUGUAGGUGUCGUACGUAUAUGCAUAUUGCAUGGCUUGUGUGAAAGUAAAACAAGCAUGCAUGGCACUGGUGUACGAUCGAUACAUGUGCCCAGCAUGCAUCAAGGUAGACACUAAGAGGCUGAAAGCAAAUAAUGGGAUGGUCUAAUGUAUUUAUGUAUUGUGACAAAUAAUAUAAGGGGAUAAUCAAGGAUUUAUGCUUGCAAAAA